Dermacentor albipictus is the source of this 1531-nucleotide messenger RNA. Its product is annotated as ankyrin repeat and SAM domain-containing protein 3-like. Gene Ontology annotation, molecular function: protein binding. Gene Ontology annotation, cellular component: nucleus. The record is from RefSeq and is a predicted model, not a curated record. Lineage: Eukaryota; Metazoa; Arthropoda; Arachnida; Ixodida; Ixodidae.
UUGUGAGAAACUCUAUGUUCAACAGAGAACCACGGCAAGCGGCGAAAGUAACUAAACUAGCUCCAGCUUCCUUUCUUUGGAUCACUGUCACUCCAUACAUGUGAAACUGAAUAGGAAAAACGGGUGCUUGGAAACGCUGUCACGCUGUUACGUUGUCGCAGGUCGUGUGCGGCGGUGUUUUCAUUGGGCACGUCGGUGACUUGCUGCUUUACCUGCUGUAGAAACGUUUAAUUGUGCCGUUAUCGCAAAUGGCGUCGCUGGAUGUGGCCGCUAUGCCGGCGUGGAUGCCUGCGAGCGACUUGGAAAGCGCUGCUUCUUUUGAUGUCUACACCGCGGCAAGUUUUGGCGACGUGUCGCGUCUGCGAGACCUCUUGAACACGAGGAGGGAUGCGGAUGCGCAAAAUCGUGGUGGCUGGACACCCCUGAUGUACGCUGCUUGCUCUGGCCAGAGGGUGAUCCUGCAGCUGCUACUAGAGCAGGGCGCCAGUGUGAAUCUGCACGGUGGCAGGCAUAAACGCACAGCCACCAUAGUUGCAGCCAUGUAUGGACGCCAACAGUGCAUUGCCCUCCUUCAUCAGCACGGUGCCGACCUUGAGCUGAGGGACCAUGAAGACCGCACGGCUCUGUUCCACGCUGCUGCCUUGGGCCACGCUGCAGUGGUGCAACUCCUAGUCGACCUUGGAGCCAGCAUCAACUGCGUAGAGCGCUUCAGUGGGCACAGUCCUUUGAGCAUAGCCACAGACCAGAACCAUGACAAUGUGGUGGAGAUCCUUCUGAAUGCCGGCUCAAGAUUCUCACAAGCAACAACGAAUGGGAAUACCUUGCACCCUGCCCGACAGAACAAUAUUCCCAAAACAUCACCUUGUGGUCGAGCCAGGUGCCCUGAAGUAGAGAGCCUGGUUCGUCGUUGUGCCAAUUUAGCUGUGGAAGGAACAUCGCCACGUCCUAGUCUGAACCUGCCUCCCAAGUCGGCUGUUCGCAACCUUGCCGACUUCCUCAGUCACCUGGGCCUGUCCAAGUAUGUGCCAAUGUUGGAGGCUCAGGGUAUUGACCUUGACCAGUUCCUGGCAUUUGGCGAGGCCCAACUUGAGCAGGCAGGCAUACGCCUGGUUGGCCCAAAAAGGAAAAUGGCCAUCGCAAUUUCGUGCUGGAAUGAACGAGAACGCCAGCAAGCAGAACACAAAGGAACAGUGCAGAAAGCAUUGCGAUGACUUGUCUCUGCUGCAAACAAUGCCCAUUUGGAGUCCUUGCUUUGCUGUCCAAUUUUAAUGUGCCUUGCCAGAAAAAUUUGCUAUUUACUGUGACUUAUCUGGGGAGCGCUACCUAGAGGUCUACUACAAACAUAUUUUUUGAAGUGUUCAGUAGGUAGUAGGGAUACGUGCAAAUUAAAUGUUGUGAUACGAUGGUGUUGAAGGUGAGCCACCCUCACUACAGCACCCAAGCGGUUCUCCUACACUGUCUAGACCAAUGUCUGCAAGUGAUGAUCUUUUCCUUUCUCCCACAAUAAAGCCAAGAGUUAAGGUCAUGAUUA